Molecule: messenger RNA, 2796 nt
Organism: Pediculus humanus corporis (human body louse)
Lineage: Eukaryota; Metazoa; Arthropoda; Insecta; Psocodea; Pediculidae
Product: polyhomeotic, putative
Exons: 13
Coding region: 1-2796 (931 amino acids)
Cellular component (GO): nucleus
Molecular function (GO): protein binding; zinc ion binding
Source: RefSeq, a predicted model, not a curated record
AUGAAUGAUAAUAAGCAACAGCAAAACGCUCAGCAACAACAGCAAGCCCCACAACAGCAGCAAGCUCAAAUACAAAGGCAGCAAGUUGAAAAUCAAAUACAAGUUCAACAAGUUCAAAUAUCUCAAGAUGGCAGUGAUCAAAUGCAUCCCCAGGGAAAUCGGGUUGCGUCAUCGAAUGCGACGAUGAAUCCGACUUCGACGAUGGUAAUGGCCGCUCAACAAACUAUAUUGCCUCAACAAGCAAUGCAAAAUUUGCAGAGUCCUCCUACCAUAGCUCCGAUGCCCACUCAAAGCGGUUGCACGACCAUAACGACGAUGAGCACGGGACCCCCGCAACAAAUGGCGGAUUGGCCUGGGCACGGACGCGUCCAAGUCAUUCAGCAGCCCAUUCAAAAUCCGACUUACAUUCAACCCGUGUAUAACACUCAAGGACAACUGAUAAUGCCGGGAAACAUUGCUUUGCAUCCUGCGAAUAUGAAUCAACCCAUACAGGUUAUAGCCGCUGGAAAAGCAUUUCAAUCCGGGCAAAUGCCGCACAUGCUGACCACUGCUCAAGGAAAGCAAUUAGUUCAAGGGCAAACAACUUCCUUUCCCGGUUAUGCGACCAUUCCAACUUCCGGUAACAAUCAAACAUUAGUCAUUUCUCAAUUGGGUGUUUUAGGACAGACUAAUAUUCUUUCGCAGCAACAGGGAAAACCUCAAGAAAUGCAGAAAAUGAUCACCAAGUCGAAUAAUAAUAAUGCAAAGCAAACGACCAACCAGCAGCAGAACGUAUCGAUCGGUAGUUUGGUCAGUUCUCAACCUCAGGGUAUAACCACUCAAGCUCAAACUAUCAUACAGCCUCAAAUUCUAAGUCCCAUCCAGUAUACCCAGCAACAGAGAGGAGUGCCACAAGUUCCUCAAGGUUCAACUCAAGCCAUGCAAUUUGCUCCUUGGCAAGCGACAUUCGGACCCACGGGAUUGCCUCAAGGUUUGGCUUGGGCUCCCGGUGCGAUACAAAGCUCAGCUUUGUUAGCUCAAGGAAGUCAAAUAUUUAUUAGAAAUCCUCAACACGAGCAGACGGGGAUGUUCAUUCAAAAUACUCAACCCUCAUCUAUUCCACAGCAUAAUCAAAUAGCGGGACAGCAAAUAAACAACGAAGCGGUGGGAAACGUUCAACCCAAGACUGCCAUUCCUAAAACGUUUUCGACCAUACUGCCAAGUUCGAUAGGACAGCAAAAUAUAAGGCCUGCCAGCGUGAGCACGCAAACCGGUCAAACGCAAACGACGGUACACCAAGCGACUUAUCAAUCGCAAAAAGCUCAAGGAACGAAGGUACGAACAAAAAAUGUUUACAGAAUGCCAAGCAUGGCAACUUCGCAAAAGUCGGACGCAGCAAAUCAAACAAAAUCUUCCGCAGGACAAGUUUUACAGCCAAAAAUCGUAGUUUCAAAUGUAGGACAAGAUAAAAUAAUAAAAUCAUUUCAAAAUCAAAUUCCCGAACAACAGCAGGGAGUUCCGCCGCAGCAACAGCCUCUUAAUCAAAUCGAGCAAAUGCAAAACAUGUUGCAUCAACCGAUGGAACAAAAAACACCUUCGGGUCAAAUAAUACUCAGCAAUAACAUGCAAAAUCCUGCCGACCGAAAUGUUAUGCCGGUUGUAUCAAUGCCACCGGGACAAAUGGGUCCAGUAAUGGGAAAUAUGAUUGUUCAAGCUGUACCGGGUAUCACGACCAUGGCAUCAGGUUUGGCACUAUCAGCCGGUCAACAAGUUCAGGGAGUACCCAUUGCUCAACAAGUAUUACCCACGCAACAAAAUUUAAAACAAGAAGGAACGGAAAACAAAACGGACGGGACAGGGGGACCGGAAACGGCAUCAUCCGGACGUCCGAAUGAUGACAACACGUCAGGUUCGGAGGAAUCGAGCGCUGCGACGGGUGUUAAUGUAGCCGCCGGUGUUGCUGCUGCUGCUGCCGCCGCCGCCGCCGCUUCUGGUACCGCACCCGCAGCAGAAGUCAAAGUGGAAAAAACGGGAGGAACCCUCGAGGCGGGUAGUAACAAUGUCGCGUCGGGUGAAGACAAAGAAAACGAAAAGAAAACAAACGAUAAAGAUUCUCUGGGUGGGGUUCAACCCAAAGCAAUGGUCGUGGUUAAACCUCAAGUGUUGACUCACGUCAUUGACGGUUUCGUUAUACAAGAAUCAUCCGAACCUUUUCCAGUCAACAGAGGUUGCAUGGAUGGCCUAUUGAAAAAACUCAACGAAGACGGCGAGCCCCCCAUGAAAAAAUCUCUAUUGGGAAACAAUAACGAAAGUGGAAAAUUUAAAAAGCUCGCGACUUGCGAAACGUGCGGGAAAAAAGAUUUGAAAGCAAAAUUUAAAAAAUCGAAAAGGUUUUGUUCCAUGUCUUGCGCCAAAAGGUUUAACGUGAGCGGAAGUUCGAGAGUUGAUUUAAUAGCCAAAGAGGAAAUAAAAGCGGAUGCCGACGGAGACAUGAUGAACGAAUCGGUUGACGAAAGUUCUUCGUCGCCGGAAGAAGAAAGUAAGGAAAAUGCAAAUUUCACAAACGAAGAUGGCGACAAAGUCAAUCCGUUGCAAUGGACGGUGGCAGACGUGUGCGAAUUCAUUCGAAACUUGCCGGGUUGCGCGGAUUACGUCGAAGAUUUCGCGAUGCAAGACAUCGACGGCGAAGCUUUGAUGCUUCUCAAACCCGAUCAUCUCAUGUCCGUCAUGUCCAUGAAAUUGGGUCCGGCGGUUAAAAUCAUAGCCAAAAUCGACGCCAUUAAAAAUGAAAAUAAUCCAGUUCAACCGAAGCAAUAA